UAGUUUAUUGUUGUGUGUGGGGGGACCCUUUGCUUGAGGUCGCCUCUUCAGACAGAGGUCAAAGGACACGACAGGAUGCCUGGCUCCAGUGGCGUCAAUGUGGAGGGUUCCUGUGAGGCCCUGUGUCGGACCCUGGUGUCUCAGAACACCCUCCAGAGAGAGACCACCGACAUCUCCCAGUCGGUGCUCUACACGUCGCUGAUGGGCCUGCUCCUGGUCACCGACAACGAGGAAGGGCCUCUGGCUUUGGGAAGCGGAAGACUCRGGCUCAGGAAUAUUGGAAACACAUGUUUCCUGAACGCMGUGGUCCAGUGUUUGUCUCACACACGGGUCUUGCGGAACUAUUGCCUCUUGAAGUCCUACAAGCAUGAGAAGUACUCCAAAGAGGAUGCAAAGCUCAUGGACUCUUUCUCUCAGGUGCUGUCAGGCCUUUGGGUUGUGACUGAAGGRGACACGGUUGUAAAUCCUCGACACUUUUACUGUAUUUUCAAAGAAACAGUGCCUUACUUCAAUGGUUACAGUCAACAGGACGCUCAGGAGUUCCUCAGGUUUCUGUUGGACAAGCUCCACACUGAAAUAAAUCGCCGACCAAACGUUAAGAGAAUGGUGAAAGAGCCGGAGCAAAAAUAUGCCAGAUUUCGGAUUUCGGAGGAGGCAGCUGCCAUGUGGAAGAAGCACUUGGAGAGAGAUGACAGUGUAAUAGUAGACCUGUUCUCUGGCCAGCUGCGGAGCUCGCUUCACUGCUCGGUUUGCUCGCACUACUCCAACACAUUCGAUGUGUUUUGCGACCUGUCGCUGCCCAUCCCCAAACGGAGCUCUGGGGGGGAGGUCACACUGCAGGAGUGUCUGGACCUGUUCUCCCAGGAGGAAAAACUGGACAAGGAAAACUCGCCAAUGUGUGCGAGGUGUAACAGGCGGACAGAGUGCACCAAGCGGCUGUCCAUCCACAGGUUUCCUCAGGUCAUAGUGAUCCACUUGAAUCGUUUCACAACAUCCCGGUGGUCUAUCAGUAAAAGCACCGUGUACGUGUCAUUUCCUCUCACAAAGCUAGACCUCGGACGCUACGGACCUGUCGACUGUGGUUCUGUUCUGUACGACUUGUAUGCAAUAUGUAACCAUGCUGGGACUGUGAACAUGGGCCAUUACACGGCCUGUUGUUUAGACGACAAUGGUUGGUGCUUGUACAACGACUCCAGUGUGACCCUGCUCACGGAGAACCAGCUUCAGACCAAUCAAGCUUAUGUGCUGUUCUACCAGCGCAGCAACAGCACCGCCGCCGUCAGGAAAUAGUCCCGCGAUCGAACGGCUGAGCCAGGCAGCCAAUCAGAACAACUUUACCUCCUGUGUCCAUAGAAACAAAUAGAAGCUGCAGAGUUGUAACCCUGACAUCUACAGUAAARUAAAUAAAUAAAUAAAAAACAUCUUUUCAGUCUCAAUGAGCACAACUUCAAACCACAUGGAAGAGGGAGAAGCCAUGCUCAAUUUCACAUGGAUUAAAUCUUGGAUCUGCUUUUAAAAUGACUGACAAAGAAAUGAGACAGCUCAGAAAACCUGCCGCCACGAGUGUCUGCUUCCUAAUUCUCAGGCAGGCAGGAGUGAAAGAGUCAUGAACCUGAGAUGUACUUACACAUCAUAAAGAAAUCAUGAUGUAUGCGUAGUAUGAUGUUCUAUACGUGAUUCAUGAUUGCUAAUAUGAGCACAAAUACCAAAAGUGAACUAAAUAGAACUGUCAAUGAGGAAAGUUCUCAUGAUUUAUGAUGUGUGCAAAGAUUCAUUUUACAACUUCUUUAUUUAUAAGUGCAUAUAAAUAAAUCAAAUCUUGCAGUUAAUCAAUAAAAGAUUUUGUUAAGAACUGUCA
Molecule: messenger RNA, 1858 nt
Organism: Austrofundulus limnaeus
Lineage: Eukaryota; Metazoa; Chordata; Actinopteri; Cyprinodontiformes; Rivulidae
Gene: usp21
Product: ubiquitin specific peptidase 21
Exons: 11
Coding region: 76-1290 (404 amino acids)
Biological process (GO): protein deubiquitination
Molecular function (GO): cysteine-type deubiquitinase activity
Source: RefSeq, a predicted model, not a curated record